Messenger RNA from Boeremia exigua, 1987 nucleotides. RefSeq names its product thiamine pyrophosphate enzyme, N-terminal TPP binding domain-containing protein. Gene Ontology annotation, molecular function: flavin adenine dinucleotide binding; acetolactate synthase activity; magnesium ion binding. NCBI's taxonomy places the organism in Eukaryota, Fungi, Ascomycota, Dothideomycetes, Pleosporales, Didymellaceae. The coding region runs from base 176 to 1957 and encodes 593 amino acids. The transcript is spliced from 3 exons. The record is from RefSeq and is a predicted model, not a curated record. Gene Ontology annotation, biological process: L-valine biosynthetic process. Gene Ontology annotation, cellular component: acetolactate synthase complex; mitochondrion.
CACCUCUGCAGCUUUCCCCGCGUUAUGGUGGGGCAAACUCACAGGGCGUGGACGGCCACGGCUGGCUUUAAUAGUCGCGUAGUCGCUCCAACAGUACGCUUGCAUACACAGGAUUGAGCCGUGUUAGGUGUCCACGAGCUGCCAUCCCCCGAAGUAGAAGCUAAACACAGCCAAGAUGGUUUACACAGCAUCAUUCGCUUUUUUCGAGGCUCUGUGGGAGGCCGGUGUGCGAAACGUGUUUGUCAAUCUAGGAUCUGACCAUCCCUCCAUUAUCGAGGCCAUUGUCAAAGGGCAGAACGAGAAAAGAGGUCAAUUCCCGAAGAUUGUGACAUGUCCGAAUGAAAUGGUCGCCCUGUCGAUGGCAGAUGGCUACGCUCGAUUCACCGGCAAACCUCAAUGCGUUAUCGUACACGUCGAUGUCGGGACCCAAGGUCUCGGAGCGGCUGUCCACAAUGCCUCGUGCGGACGAGCACCGGUGCUCAUCUUCGCCGGUCUGUCGCCAUACACAAUCGAAGGAGAGAUGCGGGGAAGUCGGACGGAGUACAUCCACUGGAUCCAAGAUGUGCCCGACCAGAAGCAGAUCGUGGCUCAGUACUGCAGAUACACCGGCGAGAUCAAGACGGGCAAGAACGUGAAGCAGAUGGUCAACCGGGCACUGUCAUUUGCAAUGAGUGAUCCUAAAGGGCCUGUCUAUCUGUACGGUGCGCGAGAGCCGAUGGAGGAAGACCUGGAGCCGUACCAGCUGCAGCUUAACUACUGGCGCCCUGUUGAGCCAUCAGCGCUCCCUCCCAGCGGAGUGAAGAACAUUGCCGAGGCUCUGGUGAACGCGCAAGAACCUCUUGUCAUUGCAGGCUACACAGGCCGGAAUCACGCUGCUGUGCAAGAACUCGUGAGUCUGGCAGACAACGUAAAGGGCUUGCGCGUACUCGACACAGGAGGUAGCGACAUGUGUUUUCCGGCAAACCACCCAGCAUGGCUCGGCCUACGAUACGGCAACGAUCCCAGCAUCAAGACAGCAGACUGCAUCUUAGUCAUCGACUGUGACGUACCCUGGAUCAACACCCAAUGCCACCCCAAAGACACAGCUAAGAUCUUCCACGUCGAUGUAGAUCCUCUGAAGCAGCAGAUGCCUGUCUUCUACCUUAAUGCCAGCCAGCGUUAUCGUGCAGACUCAUACACGGCGCUGUCUCAAUUGAACGAGUACCUGGGAAGAAACCUUAAAGAUAAAACUUCCAGCGAGCUUUCCGCAUCUCGCUGGUCAGCACUGCAACAGUCACACAAGAAGAAGUUGGAAGAAAUUGCCAGUGAGGCUAAAGUAGACGAUAAAGGUCACUUCUCAACGCCCUACCUUUGCUCUCAACUCAAAGCCCUCUGCCCCAGCGAUACCAUUUGGGCCAUCGAAGCUGUGACCCAAACCGGAUUCGUGGCCGACCAGAUCCAGGCUACACUUCCUGGGUCGUGGAUCAACUGCGGAGGAGGCGGUCUCGGCUGGUCUGGUGGUGGCGCGCUGGGCAUCAAGCUCGCCACUGAUACAGAAGGCAAUAAACAGUUCGUUUGCCAAAUUGUGGGGGAUGGGACGUAUCUCUUCUCGGUACCCGGGUCGGUGUACUGGAUCUCACAGCGCUACAACAUCCCAAUCCUUACUAUCGUGUUGAACAACAAGGGCUGGAAUGCGCCGAAGCGGUCCCUUCUGCUUGUUCACCCUGACGGUGCAGGUUCCAAGGUCAGCAACGAGGAGCUCAACAUCAGCUUUGCCCCCACGCCGGAUUACUCGGGCAUCGCUAAGGCUGCGUCUGGUGGUGAGAUUUGGGCUGGCCACGCGAGUACUGCGGAAGAACUAGGCAAGCUGCUACCUGAAGCUAUCAAGAGCGUACUCAGCGGGAAGAGUGCAGUGUUGGAUGCUCACUUAGAAGGCCCAGAAGGCAAAUAUGGAGGUGGGAAGGCCAAGCUAGGUUGAAAGAGGGACCAAGCUAUCCCUUGUCAAGUG